Molecule: messenger RNA, 1781 nt
Organism: Guillardia theta CCMP2712
Lineage: Eukaryota; Cryptophyceae; Pyrenomonadales; Geminigeraceae
Exons: 6
Coding region: 1-1653 (550 amino acids)
Source: RefSeq, a predicted model, not a curated record
AUGGAUAGGAUGAUCGAGAAGCGUUAUAGACCCUGCUUGCUUCGCCAUGGGCUUAUACCGCUGCUCUUCAUAUUGCAAGUUUGUGAUGCCAUGAAAGGCCAGCUGUCCGUAACCACGAACCAACAAUUCUUGUCUUUUGAUCAAUUUUGUUUCGAAGACGGAUCUCUGCAGAUAGAUGUGCAGGCCCGUUGCGAAACCUGCUCAAGUGUCAACCUGCUCAUCUGCUCUGAGUCACAAUAUUACAGCAUCUACACUGCGAGUGAUCUAUGCUCGUUGCCUGCAAGCUCACUCUGUGAGCGAGCGAUUCCUUCGGUAGAUGGACAGAUCACAGCUCGGGCCAAGCAUGUGAAUGGCAAGAAAGUGUUUGCGAUGCUCAUGUGCUCCAACACCAACAAGCAGACAACUGCGGGCGUGUUGAUACAAUAUGAAUACUUGAAUAGCUUCGGGCAGCUGAGUUGUGAGUACAGAAACUACUCACAAGUGUACCUCUUUCUCACUGGCGUUUGGGUGUUCACGUCGGCUCUCUGGGUGCUGACGUGGGUCGUGCGACGAGACAUCAACGUAAUGCUGCAGAAGAUGCUGACGUGCGUGCCGAUGGUUCAGGCCGUGAACAUGGCAAUCACCCACAAAUUCUGGGAGGAUGUCAGAGUGACCGGGCAAGUUAUUCCAUGGCUGAACGUCAUUCGAUACAUCUCGAGCUCAAUCUACAGAGGGGUCCUCUUUACUGCUCUCCUCGUGCUGGCCAAGGGGCUGAUGGUGGUGAGGUGGGAAACUAACAUUACGGAGCUCAGGACUAUCCUCUUCUCACUCUGCUGGCUAGCGAUCGCGACCUUUACCUAUGAUCUCUUCCAAGGGCUCUUCCUCUUCAUGUGGGUGUUCAUCUUCAUCAUCGUGCUCAGGAUAAUCUUCGCUUCCAUCGCUCUCAACUACCAAGCUCUCAUCGGGCGGCUGAUGCACCUUGACAGCGAGAACAGGAGGGACACUGAGUACAACAUCCUGAAGGAGCUUGUCAGAGUCUACGCCUUCUUCCGCACCAGCAUCGUCACUUACUUGUUCGUCCAAGUCCUCCUCCAGAUCAUCCAGACUUUCAUGCUCUCCUACGACAUGCAGUUCGUCUACCCCGCUUCUGCGGAGGCAGCGGAUUGGGUUCUUAUCUUUGCGGUCGGCUGGAUCUUCAGAAGCCGGACUGUGUCGGUGGUCAACCAUGACCAGCCUGAGGAGGACCAGCAGCCGGAGAAGAAAGUUGCACUUGUUGUGCUGCCUCACGAGAAUGUCACGAAGGACGACAUGCUUGAGUGCAUCGCGAUUGCUGUGCCGGCUCGGCGAGUCUCCCGCAAUCGAAGGUCCUCCGAUCACGUGCAGGAGGGUGCCGAGGGAGGGCAGCAAGAGGAGCACAGCCAAGUCCUCGAAUUUCAUCCCGCAGAAGCCGGGGAAGGGACGGAGGAUCCGCAGGGAGGCGUAGGGGAAGGUCAAGAGGUCAGGGGAUACGGGACGAAUCGGAUACGGAGGCUCUCCACGGCUGUUGGAGUGCAGCUGGACUACAUUGUGCAGCCGGUGGUACCGGACCGGGAGCCGGACCAGACUGCUACGCACGAGAUCACUCUGAGGAUAGACGAUGGAAGUGAAGUGGAAGUGCAGGGAUAUUACUAUUGAUCGAAGGAAAAAUAUCUGAAUAUGUACGAUAGCGAGCGCAAAGGACACUGACUCAAAUUAUGCUUGAUUGCUAACUUAACGGGAAGCCCUUCGGUUUCUUGAUUCGAUGAUUGAAUAACUGUACAAGU